ACCUUGCUUCCCUACUUGAAAGCUCACUCCUUUCACCUGAUUGCAUUAUUUCCUUUACAUUUUAUUUUUAUUUAUUUAACUCUUUUUCCUUUUUUGCCGACACCCAUAAGCCUCUCUCUCUCUCUCUCUCUCUCUUCAUCACCAAGGCCUAAGCUUCGAUUCUUUCUCUCUUGCUGUCCUUUUCUUUAAUGGCGAUGCCUCUUGCCACUGGCUCCGAUCUCAACCUCAUUAUUGACCACUUCCACUUUUCUUCUUUUUAUUCUUCUUAUUUUCAGUGUCUACGGUAGUCUAACAUGCUCUCUACCUCACUCCAAGCUCACCUGUAAGCACAACCACACAACAAGAAAUUUCAAUAAUGGCUGGGAAGCCCAGUGCUCUUUCUUUCUGUGUACCUCGUUCAUCGCUUACUGAGUUGCUGUUUCUUUUAUUUUUCCUCGCCUCUAUCUUUGCUUUGCCGCUUCUUGUUCAAUGCAAUACUGAUCCCUCCGAUGUUCAAGCUUUACAGGUCAUUUACACUUCAUUGAACAGUCCUUCGCAGCUAACCAAUUGGAAAAGCAAUGGUGGUGAUCCGUGUGCAGAAUCAUGGAAAGGAGUUACUUGUGAGGGAUCAGCUGUUGUUUCCAUCCAGAUUUCUGGAUUAGGACUCAGCGGGACGAUGGGGUACAUGCUUUCAAACCUUAUGUCACUAAGAACAUUUGAUCUAAGUGACAAUAACAUUCAUGAUUCAAUCCCUUAUCAAUUACCGCCAAAUAUUACAAGCCUAAAUCUUGCGAGAAACAACUUAAGUGGGAAUCUUCCUUAUUCCAUUUCUAGCAUGUUUUCGAUCACUUACUUGAAUGUGAGCCGUAAUUCACUUUCCCAAUCAGUUGGAGAUGUUUUUUCAAAUCUUUCACUUUUCACAACCCUGGAUCUCUCUUUCAACAAUUUUAGUGGAGAUCUUCCCAGUUCCAUUAGUUCAUUGUCCAAUCUUUCAACACUCAAUGUUCAGAACAAUCAACUGACUGGUUCUCUAGAUGUUCUUACGGGUUUGCCUUUGACUACUUUAAAUGUUGCAAACAACCAUUUCAGCGGAUGGAUACCUCAAGAACUUAAUUCAAUUCCAAACUUUAUAUAUGAUGGAAAUUCUUUUGACAAUGGUCCUGCUCCUCCUUCUCCACCAUAUACCCCACCGCCACCUGGUAGAUCUCAUAAUAAUCGUAGUCAUUCAGGAUCAGGCGCACAUUCACCCCCAUCUUCUAAUGGCCAGUCAUCUGAAUCGGAUAAGGGAAUGUCAGUGGGGGCUAUUAUAGGCAUAAUCAUGGGUUGUGUGUUUAUGCUUCUCCUUGCACUUCUUGCUGUUGUUUUUUGCAUUAGAAAAAAUAAAAGGAAGGACACUGGUGUCAUAGUUUCCCAGGGAAGUCGGUCUGCUGGCACAAAUGACAUAAAUAUGGACAUACAAGAGCAGAGAGUGAAAAACAUUGCUGCUGUUACAGAUCUGAAGCCCCCACCUGCUGAGAAAUUGGUAGUUGAGCGGUUACAGGGGAAUUCUGGAUCCAUAAAGAGAAUGAAGUCACCAAUCACUGCUACUUCAUAUACUGUUGCUUCUCUCCAAACAGCAACUAAUAGCUUUAGUCAAGAGUUUCUAAUUGGUGAAGGUUCUCUUGGUCGUGUUUACAAAGGGGAGUUUCCUAAUGGAAAGGCAAUGGCUAUUAAGAAGAUCGACAAUGCAGCACUUUCAUUGCAGGAGGAAGAUAACUUUCUUGAAGCUGUUUCAAAUAUGUCUCGGUUGAGGCACCCAAACAUUGUUUCACUGGUAGGAUACUGUUCAGAGCAUGGCCAGCGCCUUUUGGUUUAUGAAUAUAUUGGGAAUGGGAGUCUGCAUGAUAUGCUGCACUUUGCUGAUGAUGGUAGCAAGACUCUAUCUUGGAAUGCACGUGUUAGGGUAGCACUUGGGACGGCGCGGGCUUUAGAGUACCUGCAUGAAGUUUGCUUGCCUUCUGUUGUGCAUCGAAAUUUCAAGUCAGCAAAUAUUUUAGUUGAUGAAGAGCUCAAUCCCCACUUGUCAGACUGCGGUUUAGCUGCUCUCACACCAAACACAGAGAGGCAGGUGUCAACACAGAUGGUCGGAUCAUUUGGCUAUAGUGCUCCUGAAUUUGCCUUGUCAGGAGUAUACACUGUAAAGAGUGAUGUGUACAGCUUUGGUGUGGUGAUGUUGGAGCUACUGACUGGUCGGAAGCCGCUGGACAGUUCAAGGGUGAGAUCAGAGCAGUCACUUGUGAGAUGGGCUACUCCUCAACUGCACGAUAUUGAUGCUUUGGCAAAAAUGGUUGAUCCUGCCUUGAAUGGCAUGUAUCCUGCAAAGUCUCUUUCACGUUUCGCUGACAUCAUUGCCCUCUGUGUUCAGCCGGAACCUGAGUUCCGCCCUCCCAUGUCUGAAGUUGUGCAAGCAUUGGUGCGGUUAGUUCAAAGGGCGAGUGUGGUCAAAAGGCAUUCUAGUGAUGAAUCGGGAUUUGCAUACAAGACUCCAGAGCAUGAGGCAAUCAAUUUGUGAUUUUGAUUGUCCUAGCCUUGUUGAAUUGGAGGUGACACUUCCAACUUGGUAAAUGACCAGAGAGAGAUAUAUCAUUGAGUGACUAAAGAAUGAGCACAUAUUUAGAGGAAAGAAGUGAAACGAGUACUAGAAUCAGAUCACAGAAGAUACUGUAAUUAUGUCCAGAACAAUUGUGAACUGCAAAUACUUCAGGGUAUCAUUAUCUGUAAAUGGUUCAAUGUUGUAUUAAAAAAAUUUUCCAGAAUCUUUUUGAUGCAAUAUGUAUUGCGGCACAAUAAGAAUUUCCAUUUGAUUCUUGCAA
Messenger RNA from Hevea brasiliensis (rubber tree), 2831 nucleotides. Its product is annotated as protein STRUBBELIG-RECEPTOR FAMILY 8. Gene Ontology annotation, molecular function: protein kinase activity; ATP binding; protein binding. NCBI's taxonomy places the organism in Eukaryota, Viridiplantae, Streptophyta, Magnoliopsida, Malpighiales, Euphorbiaceae. The record is from RefSeq and is a predicted model, not a curated record. Gene Ontology annotation, biological process: protein phosphorylation. The transcript is spliced from 16 exons. Bases 356 to 2530 code for a protein of 724 amino acids.